AGGGGAGAACAGAACACAACGGGAUCGAGAAUGAGAAUAGUUCUGGCCGUCUUCGCGACGGUUGCCGCGGCAAGGGCUGAAAUCUCAUACCAAGGUGGGCUAGUGGUGAAGGAAGGGCCUUUGUCGUACAGUGAGAAAUACAACCCUGGGCCACAAUACAACCAGGUGGGACCCCCGUGCCCUGGGAAAUACCGCCAAGAUGUCCAAACAUUCAACAGCUUUUUGAACAGUCCCGAUGCUGGCCAAACAUUCGUCAGCUCGCUGAACAGUGAAGAUCCUGGCCAAAUAUUUGUCAGCUCGUUGAACAGUGAAGAUCCUGGCCAAACAUUUGUCAGCUCGUUGAACAGUCCCGAUGUUGGACAGGUCUUCCUCAACCAUCCACCAUCGUGCUCAUGUGGAUGCCAAAGCCCCGUAGGUUUCCAGAGGGUGGGACCUCCUCAACUUAGUGGACCUCCUCAACUUAGUGGACCUCCUCAACUUAGUGGACCUCCUCAAUAUUCUGGACCUCCUCAAUAUUCUGGACCUCCUAAGUAUUCUGGACCUCCUCAACUUUAUGGACCUCCUCAACCUGGACCACAGCCACUGUACGCUCCAAACUACGGACCAUCAUUUCCUGCCAGUCCUCCAGCUCGACCAUCUCCAGAUUGCAUCGACAAGCCGUCUCCCAUCAUGAAGAUACCCAGAAGAUCAGAUUCUUCAAUCACUAUAACUGUCAACCCUCCAGAGUCAAAUUCAGUUUAUCCUCGUCCUCCUGCUCUACAACCUCGUCCUGUCUUCUACGCUCGUCCUCCACCUCUGCUCACUUCAUGUCCUGCGGUGUUCUAUCCUGCUCCAGCCUUCCCUGUGUACCCUCCAUUCACGUGUCCUGCCCGUCCUUAUCCUCCUAAUGUCAAUCCACCUCCACCACAGAAAAUCCCCACCACAACAGGUCCUAAGGGUGGAGAAAAGACGUUUGCCGGUUUCUCUUCCUCCAUCCCAGGCGGUACAUGUUUCAACGUGACAACAACCCCGGAGAAACGGGAUCCUCUUCUUCCCUUCAAGCUGUUGAGCGCCGCUGCCUCCAAGAAUCGCCCGACAACUCCAAGUCCAAGUCUUCAAGCGGAUGCGCCUAGCAGCGAUUGCUCGAUGCCCAUUCCUCCGAACAUUCUGUAA
Macrosteles quadrilineatus (aster leafhopper) is the source of this 1152-nucleotide messenger RNA. RefSeq lists its product as uncharacterized. The record is from RefSeq and is a predicted model, not a curated record. NCBI's taxonomy places the organism in Eukaryota, Metazoa, Arthropoda, Insecta, Hemiptera, Cicadellidae. The transcript has 2 exons. The coding region runs from base 31 to 1152 and encodes 373 amino acids.